UGAGACUGCCAACCACAAUUCCAAAAUGCGUCGGCACAACCCAUGUGUCAACUCAUAGCGCAAUUGCACGUAUAUUCCUUACUUUUCCCAACACUAUAAUCAACAGCUAUGGAGUUUGCCAAGUCGGCAUUUCUUCCUCAUCCCGGUGGACCAACACUGCCACCACCGCAUCGACGCCGUGUAAACCACCACGAUGCACAACCAGUUGUUAGUGUUCGCCAAAUUAUUGCUAUGGGCCUUCAAUUUCUUGAUCAGUUUAGCUGCAAUGGGAGCUAUACCCACUACUCUUGAAGGCCCUUUCGAGCCCAAAACUCGUCGUUUUGAUCCGUCGAUGCGGCGUGGCAGCAUUGAUUUGCCAAUGCAUGAUCCAAGAGUAAGGAGAAAUGUAACUGGGAAUUUCCCAGAACAAAUUUCACUUGCACUUUCUUCACAUACUUCAAUGUGGGUCUCUUGGGUUACUGGGGAAGCUCAGAUUGGUACUAAUGUGACAGAAUUAGACCCAUCAAGUGUUGGCAGUGAAGUUUGGUGUGGGAAAGAGAGUGGGAAUUAUACAAUUACGAAAAUUGGGGUUUCUACGGUUUACAGCCAGUUGUACCCUUAUGAAGGCCUCUUGAAUUAUACUUCUGGCAUCAUUCAUCAUGUUAGACUUGAAGGUCUUGAACCUGGAACAAGAUACUAUUACAAGUGUGGGGAUACUUCCACCCCUGCAAUGAGUGUGGAGCAUACCUUUGAAACUCUACCUUUACCUGGACCUAAUGCUUAUCCUCGACGUAUAGCUGUCAUUGGAGAUUUGGGUCUGACUCACAAUUCUACGACAACUAUUAAUCAUGUUACUCUGAAUGAUCCAUCACUAAUACUGAUGGUUGGUGACUUGACUUAUGCAAAUCAGUAUCGCACAACUGGUGGGGAAGGAGCUUCAUGCUUUUCCUGUGCAUUUCCUGAAGCACCCAUCAGAGAGUCAUAUCAACCGAGGUGGGAUGGCUGGGGAAGGUUUAUGGAGCCUCUGAUAUCUAAAGUCCCAAUGAUGGUUAUUCAAGGCAAUCAUGAGAUAGAGCCUCAAGCUGCCGGGGUAACAUUUAAAUCAUAUCUCACAAGGUUUGCUGUCCCUUCAGAGGAAAGUGGCUCAAAAUCUAAUUUCUACUAUUCUUUUGACGCUGGAGGUAUACAUGUCAUCAUGUUGGGAGCUUAUGAGGACUACGAUACGACAAGUGCUCAGUAUGCUUGGCUUGUGAAGGACCUAGAAAAAGUCAACCGGGAUGUAACUCCUUGGUUGGUUGCUGCAUGGCAUCCUCCUUGGUAUAACAGCUAUUCAUCGCACUAUCAGGAAUUUGAGUGCAUGAGACAAGAAUUGGAAGCACUCCUCUACCAGUAUGGAGUUGACAUUGUUUUUUCUGGUCAUGUUCAUGCAUAUGAGCGGAUGAAUCGUGUUUAUAAUUACACAUUGAACCCAUGUGGUUCUGUUUACAUUACAGUUGGAGACGGUGGGAAUAUCGAAAAAGUUGAUGUUGAUCAUGCUGAUGACUCAGGGAAGUGUCCAAAGCCUAUGGACAAUGUGCCUGAAAUUGGACCUGUGUGCCACUUAAAUUUUACUUCAGGUCCUGCUAAAGGAAAGUUUUGCUGGGAUAGACAGCCUGAGUGGAGUGCAUUCAGGGAGAGCAGCUUUGGACAUGGAAUACUUGAGGUUUUGAAUUCUACACAUGCAUUGUGGACUUGGCACAGGAAUCAGGAUGUCUUCAGAGAUGAUGUACGAGGUGAUCGAUUAUAUAUUGUCCGGCAGCCAGAGUUGUGCACCCCUGUUGGACAAGUAAUUCCUUAAGGCUAGGCUCAUACUGUAUAUGGAAGAGAUGGCUAUCUAUCUAUUUGUGUUUACCAUUCACCAAUUUCUGAGGGGUCUUGAAGCAUGUUAACUGUUAAGGCCCUUGAUAUUCAAAAAAGACAACUGCACAAACUAAGCUCUUCUUUGGAAUCCGAGGCAAGUUCCCAGUGUUUGGUUUUGAAUAUUGCAGAAGCAUAUGGGAAGUGGAAGGAAAGACCCUUUUAUAAAAGUUUCACUUUUAUUUCCUCCCGAAAUUGGAGGAAUUUGAAAGGAGAAAAGUAAAAUCAGUCAAAAUUUAUUCUGUGUUUUAUUUAUUUAUUAAUUAUUUAUUACUUUUUAUAGAUGCAAGUUAGGAAUGAUGUAUUAAAAAUCAAAGUUUUACAAAAAGAUAGCCCCUCUAUGGAGAUCUAUAUUCCAAGAUAACAUCCAAAACACAGUCGGGAACACGAUCAAAAGUGUCUAAAUCAUAGUUGACUGUUACAUUAGUUGUACAAA
Spinacia oleracea (spinach) is the source of this 2311-nucleotide messenger RNA. Its product is annotated as purple acid phosphatase 23. The record is from RefSeq and is a predicted model, not a curated record. The coding region runs from base 194 to 1816 and encodes 540 amino acids. Gene Ontology annotation, molecular function: metal ion binding; acid phosphatase activity. The transcript is spliced from 7 exons. NCBI's taxonomy places the organism in Eukaryota, Viridiplantae, Streptophyta, Magnoliopsida, Caryophyllales, Amaranthaceae.